UUUUAUCGUGCCUUCUUUAGUAGGCUUUACUUCUUUUCAGUUUUGUCCUAGGUAAAUCUACACCUAUCACUCAUCGUGGGCGAGUUCAGGAUCUAGGUACUACUAGGUGAGCCUAUCCGAGUGGAAUCGGAACGAGUCGCCACCGCUGCGUGUAGCCUUGUGCGCAAUACUACCAUCUAGGAACGGACAUAGGACAUAGGGUAACACGAACAACAGUCACCAGAAUGUAAACUAAUAAAAAUUAUUAUGAAAUUCUUCAAUGUGCUCGCGUGCGCGGUGCACCAAGGGGAACCUGGCAGCGCAAAGCCGAACAAGACGGAGUCGACCUGCAGCUAGCAUCAGGUGUGCGAGGCAUUACAGUGGUGUGAACUAGUCUAGUCCGUGAUACUCGACAGGGCAGAAACAGUACGGUCACGCUACAAAUGCUAGAUUUUUACAUCUGCGUGUGUGACGGCCGAGAUCCAGGAUUGUGCUGUAUGAGCCGAGUGGGCCAGUUUAUUCGCCGCCUCGAGACUCAGAAUGGACGAUGACAUUGCAGUAACGCACCAUGCCUCAGCUGAUAGCGCAGCGGCUGAUAGCGCACCAGCUCCAGACAAUGUUUUACCAAUGCCGAAGAUGGGCCCAGUAGCCGUGGUCUUGCCAGCAUCCGGAAUAGGAGAGCGAUCCGGAAGGGGAAUCCCCAAACAGUUCGUGAAGGUGCACGACUGUCCACUUGUUUGUCACACCAUCUCAGCCUUUCACAGAAUACCUUAUAUAGAGUGCAUCGUGGUGACGGUCAGACGGGAGUGGAAAGACUUUCUUCUCAAGCGCAUAACACGGUACGGUUUCCACAAGGUGAUGGUGGUGGAGGGAGAUGAGCGAAGUCGCCACUAUUCCAUUCGUAAUGGUGUUGCAACGCUCACUGACCCAGAGCUGAUACACAUGGAGUUUGAAGUGGUGGUGGUUCACGACGCCGUGCGUCCCUUUGUGUGUGAGUCGGUACUAUGUGAAGUGAUUGCAAAGGCUCAGCAUGGUGGUGCUGCUGGCGUUGUGGUGCCCUGUGCUUCCACCAUUGUGCUGAUCAAUGAUGAUAACCUACUGGAGGAAACACUGGUCAGGUCAAAAUGUCGCAAUAGUGAAAUGCCUCAAGCGUUCCGUCUGAGGCAGUUCCACUCCGCAUAUCAACAGGCUAAUGAUGACACUAUGCUACAUGGCACGGAGUGUCUGCAGAUAUAUCGCCAUGGCAACCCAGAAGGCCGCAUCGCCCUGGUAACCGCAGCGCCCGGCUUACACUGGAAGGUGAGGCGCAGUGCGGUGAUGUCAUGCACACAGUCAUAAUAUUACGACUCUCCACCCCUCAAGCUUGACAUGUUGGUUACUGUACAGGCAGAACAUUUCGUCGGUCGAUAAUUCCGUCCAGCUCCAAAGAAAG
This is a messenger RNA of Sycon ciliatum, 1411 nucleotides long. RefSeq names its product D-ribitol-5-phosphate cytidylyltransferase-like. Bases 520 to 1317 code for a protein of 265 amino acids. Lineage: Eukaryota; Metazoa; Porifera; Calcarea; Leucosolenida; Sycettidae. Gene Ontology annotation, molecular function: D-ribitol-5-phosphate cytidylyltransferase activity. Gene Ontology annotation, cellular component: cytosol. The transcript is spliced from 8 exons. Gene Ontology annotation, biological process: protein O-linked glycosylation via mannose; isoprenoid biosynthetic process. The record is from RefSeq and is a predicted model, not a curated record.